Heterotrigona itama is the source of this 723-nucleotide messenger RNA. The record is from the annotation of a GenBank genome assembly. Lineage: Eukaryota; Metazoa; Arthropoda; Insecta; Hymenoptera; Apidae.
AUGUCUACAAAUGUACCACACGUGGAAAAGGAAUUGGAUUUAAGUAAUGCUGGCAGAGGCGUAUGGCUGGUGAAAGUACCUAAGUACAUAGCGAAUAAGUGGGAGAAAGCACCUGGUAAUAUAGAAGUUGGCAAAUUGAAAAUAACUAAAAAUCCUGGUCAGAAAGCAGAAGUAUCUCUUAAACUCUCGGAGGCUGUUUUAGCAUUAAAGGAAGCUGGAGAGGAGGAAAUUCCAAAACAGCAUAGGUUAGAUGUUACUACAGUGACAAAACAAAUGUUAGGUGUAUUCUCUCAUGUCACACCUGAUAAUUGUUACAUGAAGUUGAAAUUACAAAGUAUCAAAAGAGCUUCAGUCCCCCAGAGACAAGUUCAGCAAUUAGAUAGGGUAGUUCAAAAUUUCAAACCUGUGUCUGAUCACAAACACAAUAUUGAAUAUGCUGAGAAGAAAAAAGCAGAAGGUAAAAAGAUGAGAGAUGAUAAAGACGCAGUGUUGGAUAUGUUAUUUGCUGCAUUUGAAAAACAUCAGUAUUAUAAUAUAAGAGAUCUUGUGAAGAUCACCAGGCAACCAAUUGUGUACUUAAAGGAAAUAUUGAAUGAAGUUUGUAAUUAUAAUCUGAAAAACCCUCACAGAAAUAUGUGGGAAUUAAAACCGGAAUAUCGGCAUUAUAAAGAGGAAGAAAAAUCUGAAGGCCAGAAAAAAGCAGACGAAUCAGACGAUGAUUAA